UGGGCUCAGGAGCCUCGGUAUCGAAUCCGUAUGAAGCGAUGGCGCGGCUUGUGCUUCUUCUAUUGGCCUUAGUCGUGUCAGUGCACGCCAGACGAGACGUGGAUAGUGAGGCCACCUCGCUGAUCCAAGACUCGGCGGCGCGGGCCCCGAGAAGCGCCCGGCACGAGGCCUCGAAAACCGUCGAAGCGAAGACGGAGGUCUCUGCGACGUCCGCGUCGAAUUCUUCUUCUUGGGCGGCGGUGAUGUCGCUUUUCCAGGUCAAGCAGCAGCCCCAGAAUCAGAAGGAGUUGGCCAAUUUCAUCGCAAAGAACUUGGUGAGCUUCUGAGGGGCGGGCCGACGCGCUGAAGCGGGAGCGCUUCCCGGUGACAUUGCCACAGCAA
This is a messenger RNA of Effrenium voratum, 381 nucleotides long. The record is from the annotation of a GenBank genome assembly. Lineage: Eukaryota; Dinophyceae; Suessiales; Symbiodiniaceae.